Molecule: messenger RNA, 2707 nt
Organism: Serpula lacrymans var. lacrymans S7.9
Lineage: Eukaryota; Fungi; Basidiomycota; Agaricomycetes; Boletales; Serpulaceae
Exons: 9
Coding region: 88-2010 (640 amino acids)
Cellular component (GO): TRAPP complex; Golgi apparatus
Molecular function (GO): protein binding
Source: RefSeq, a predicted model, not a curated record
GGCCGAGUAAAACUCGCCCACCAUACACAGAGACCACACGCACCAGUUUCCACCAUAGACCAGCACGCAGAAAGCACACCUGGCAGGAUGCAGCCAAAAGCGAUCAAGCGAAUCGUGAAAGCAGUCAAGCGCCGUUUAUCGCAUGGCAAACACAAACAUACAGACUCAGCCACCACCACUCCUUCUUCCUCCCGCCACCCUUCUCUCCUCCACGACGACUCUUUCUCUCCCCCCACCUUGACUGUCCCCGCAUCCCCCAGAAGUGGUUCAAGCAGCCAGACUCUCGGUGCUUCUCCUCAGACAAAAAUAAUCGAUAUCUGCGCAAGCUCGACCGCUUCGUCUGAAGGCGUCAUGUCUGCACACUCCCAUCCCUCAGAGCUCUCGACGACCAACAGUGAUGUAGUCACAGCAGAGUCGGGGCCAUCGGAGCCAGCGCAAUCGAUGCUGGGUCUAUCAGGCAUGGUCGACGCUGGCCAUCUUGCACACUCGGAUCCUGUUCGGGAGACAGUCGAUUCGGAGUCUCAUGAUGAUCCAUCGAUGUAUGGAUCAGCCAGGCAGUCAAUGGCUACCAGCACCUCACAGGAGGGGACGAUCGAGCUUGCUCAAUCGUCCGAGCUGCAGCCGCUUGCAGAGGAGACCGGUGAGGGUCCCCUCGUCGUCAGUCAUUCCCCAAUAGUGGUGGAACCUGAUGUACCAGACCCAUUCAUCGUGGAUGACUCGGCGAAUUCUGCUUCAGAAGAAGAUGCUUCUUCUUCUCAAGCAGAGGAUAUUCCUCUAGCCCAGUCCACCUCCCUAUCUGUCUCAGAUGCCCCUGCUUCUGUCGCGCUCUCUUCUCCCAACGUCAGCAAGGACGUACUUCCUCCUCCGCCUGUAGAAGAGGAAGAAUCGCACGAUUUGUAUCUCCCCGGGCUUGUCAUGCCCACCAUGUUUCUGCCUAUUCCCAAUACGGACCCUUUGACUACCCUCUUGACAAAAUAUAUAACACCAUCUGAAAAGCGGCCUGUACGAGACGUCACUGGUGAUUGGCAGCAUACUGAUUUCCAUACCAUGGUCAUGUCGAACAGUUGGCGACCACUGGCAAGGAUGGCUCGAGACCGUCUUGUCACUUCCAACCCUGAAGACCUGAAUCUCGUCCUUGGACUGUGGUACCUCCGGCUAUCCUCCCUAUCCAGGCUUCGUCUAUACAACCAAACCUCCGCCGAGUGCACCAACCUCUUCACCGUCCUAAACGCCAUUGAACCGCCCUCUGCCCGCGCAUGGCUCUUCGACCGAAUCCUGCCCUUCGAGCUCGAAGUCAUGUUCACCAGGCUCAAGUACUGGACGGGCGACCACAUGGGAUACCUCGACGCCCUCAGCGGCCUCCUCAAGAAAUGCAAGGCAAAGGCACGACAGAACAGGUCGGAUCCUGCCGCUUUGAUGAUGUGGCAGGAACGCAGGUCGAGGAUAUGUCUUAUUGUUGCGUCGCAGUUUAUGGAGAUGAAGGAAUAUAUGGCCGCCGCCAAGCUCCUCGAGCCUCUCUGCGACCAACCCAACGGCGUCACUUCACCCGCACUACAGUCUUCAGUCGCACGCAUCUACCUCCAAGGCGGCUAUCUCGCCAUGGCAUCCAAACAUUUCGAAGCCGUGAACGCAGAUCCGACCGCCGAACAGGCCUUGAAGGACAUGAACGCCGCCCUUCUUGCGUCAGCACAGGGAGAUUGGUCGAAAGCGAGCGACGUUCUCAAAACCGUGCUGGCAGACGAUCCGGAGAAUUUUGUAGCCGCGAACAACCUCUCAGUAGCCCUUCUUAGUCAAGGCAAGAUCAAAGAGGGCAUCGAAAUUUUGGAAGCCGCCUUAGCCAGUUCACCGUCUACGGUAGUAGUCGCAGAACCGUUUCUCUUUAACCUCUCAACUUUGUAUGAGCUCCGCUCCGCCGCCGCACUGGACAGGAAACGCGAUUUGCUCGUUGAAGUUGCGAGGUGGAGUGGCGACGGGCUCAAGACGGCGUGUCUAAAGAUGCCAUCGAAUUAAAGUGACCAUAUAUUUCAUAGGAACAGAACAGCGUAACAAUAAUGAAUGGACAUGAUGACAGUGUAAUACAAUUGCUUACUAAAGUUCUAACGCGAUCGAUCUUGGUAUACCGUUGCUCCAACACAAACCACCACAAUAUAAGACACACACCGUCGAUUCAAUGAAAUCGAUAAACGCAACAAAUGAAAGAAUCCUUAGAGGCCGGCUUGUCGAUUGAGCAUGUAUAGUUGCAGAUCUUGCCAGCCGCCUCCAACACGACACAUAACUUUCUUGGUAGUGUGGUCAUGUCCAUUCGAUCUUGCUCCAGAUCGCGUCAUUGUAGUAAGUCUGCAGGUCACAACUUUUCUUGCGAGUGAAUUCGAAAAUGCAUAUUGGGCACGGAUUUCCUCGCCUUCACGCGGCACAGCGCGAAGCGGGGGAUCAAUGCGCUCGAUGAGCAGUCCGUGAGCGAUAGAGUUCACGAUGGAAGCUACCUCGACGUCGAGAGGGUCCUUUGAAUUGGUAGGAACGUAUUGAUGGACAGGAUACUGGUCCAGGCUUGUAGGUGUAUGUGCCCCAGCACGAGAGCCUGGGCGUGAAUUAGGGGUUCGAGUAGUAGAAGCAUCCCUGAAACUUGAUGGUGGGAGCUUGCUAAUAACCGAUGGGCGUGGCGUUGCACGAGAGGCACUUGCCUGAUAAAACGGUAUUUGCUGCGUCC